GGUUGUAAUAACUCGAUUUGUUUUGUGAUCAGAAUCACACAUCUCCAUCUGAUGUGGUCCAGUGGUCAAAUCAUCGGGUGAUGGAAUGGCUGAGGUCAGUGGAUCUCGCAGAAUAUGCACCAAACCUUCGAGGGAGUGGUGUACACGGAGGUCUUCUGAUAUUAGAGCCACGCUUUAACUCUGAAACAAUGGCAUUGCUCCUCAAUAUCCCACCUCAAAAGACAUUGCUUCGGAGGCACCUGACCACACACUUCAACCUGUUGAUUGGUCCAGAAGCUCAACAUGAGAAGAGAGAGUUAAUUGAAUCAAGUAGUUACACGCCCCUGAACACUACAGCAAAAGUGAGGGUAGGUACACAAUCCUGAUCUGUUGCAGAUUGC
Molecule: messenger RNA, 380 nt
Organism: Chiloscyllium plagiosum (whitespotted bambooshark)
Lineage: Eukaryota; Metazoa; Chordata; Chondrichthyes; Orectolobiformes; Hemiscylliidae
Source: RefSeq, a predicted model, not a curated record